UGUAACCAGCUCCAAGCUGGCGUGUUGUGCGGCCAGCAGUUUUGCAGCAGCGGCAGCAGCAGCCGCGGCGCGCGCGCGGGGGAGCCCGGGCUGGCAAGCAAGGCAAGGCAAGGCACGGCAAAGCAAGGCAAGGCACGGCAAGGCAAGGCAAGGCACGGCAGAGCGGACAGGCGGAGCGCAGGCGUUCGGAAGGCGAAGAAGCGGUGCGAAAGCCGAGCGAAGGGGGAAGAUAGAAAGAAGAAGGCGACGAAGCCGCAGCCUCAGCAUCCGCAGCCUCAGCAUCAGCAGCAGAAGAAAGGCAGCCGGCUAGGAGUUGAGAGCCGGCGGGGCGAGCCUCCUUUUUUUUUUUUUUGGGCAAGGCUGCUGCGGUGCUUGGGGGCUGGCCUCUGCAAAGGCGUCCGUCCACCGGAGCUUUGGGAUCGGCGUACAACUUCCCAUUGACACCCCCCCACCUCCCAAAAAAGAAGAAGGUGGAAAGAAAAGAAAGAACGAAGAAAUCCCCCCCCCUCCAAAAAAAACCAAAAAAAACCUCAAACCGGCGAUUCGGGGGCUGAGAUCCGGCGUUCCUCUUUGCAGCUGCCUCUCGGAGGGAUUUUUUUUUUUUAAAAAAUUAUUAUUACAUUAAUUAAUUAUUUUUUUCGGGGGGGGGGUGUUGCUUCGCUGCUCCCGCCUUUGCUCCCUCUGCGGGGUGUGGGGGGGGGCGACGACACGGACGAUGAGCUGCGCCAGCAAACUUUCCUCGCCGCUUCUUUUGUUUCCUGCGGCGCCGGAGGAUGCUCAACGCCAGAUAAGGAUGGGGGCCCCAAACGGAGCCGCCGGGAGGAGAGCGGGUGAAGAAGCGCUGCCUCGCGGCCAGCGGCGCUCCUGAGUGCCUCCCACCGCCCGCGACGCCCUGCUUGCCCACCUGCCCAGCCGAGAAGCUUUCGCGGACCGCCGCUUCAGGUUUCUUCCCUCCCUCCUCCUCCUCCUCCUCCUCGCCUUGCAAGCCGGUGGGGGCAUUUCGCUCCGCCGCCAGCUGCAGGUCCUCCUUUGCCCACGGAGAGAGAGAGAGAGAGAGAGAAGGAAGGGAGGAGGAGGAGGAGGAUUGGGGCGGGGGGUCCGGCUUAUCUUCCUCGCCCCCCCCCCAUCCCCGCCUUCCCGAUGCCUCCUGCAACGCAUCCGACGGUUUGGGACCGCGAUCGCCGCCUCGCCUUCUUUCGGAUGGACUUCUAAGGCUGACAACUCUCCGGAAAGGUUUUCUCGUCUCGCCGGCCUCCUUUUCCACCCGUGUCUCUCUCUCUCCAUCCUCCCCCCCACCCCGCUUUCCCAACCUCUCCGUGACUACUCCUGCGUGACUCCCCUCUAGCCUCCCUCCCUCCUUCCCCAGCUCUUUGGCUGCCCCUUCGCCGUAUCUUAAGCCUUAGUUUCCCCAUCCCCAUCUUCCACCCGCCGUGGUCCCUUCUCCUUCCGCGGAAUUCGCUUGCUACCUUCCUCCGUGGAUUCCCUCCCCCUCCGCCCCUUUUCCUUCCUUGCUUCUUCCUCCUCCUCCUCCUCCUCUUCCCAGGGACUCCACUUUCUUCACUAAGGGUCUGUGCAGAUUGAGGAGGGGUGGUGCUGGAGUGGAGAGAGAGGAAAAGGGGUAGAGGUGUUUUUUUUUAAAAAAGAUUUGCGCAUGCCAGGUGUAAGUCAACUGAGGUCCCUCCUCCCCAAUUCACGUUUGUGUGUGUGUGUGUGUGUGUGUUUUUAAAAUUGGAAAUAGAUUUGCCAAUUGUGUAACUCCUCCCAAUCUGGCGAGUGGCAGGGAAGCAUUUAUUCCUGAUUUUCCUUAAGGCUAGGGAGGUUGCUGAAUAAGGCGGCGCACCUGGGGGAGGGAGAGAGAGAGAGAGAGAGAGAGAGACACGCAGUGAAGACAUGAGCUUGUAAAGUAACACCCCCCCCCACACACACACCCCGUAGAACGGCUUCUUUCCUUUCCUUCCUUUCCCUCUAACUCGCUCCUUCUAUCCUUCUGUCCCUUCCGCAACCCCCAUCCAGUCAAGCCUUCCGACUUCCCCUCCUUUCCCAGGCACGGAAAUCAACAGGCACCCGGAGAGACGGGGAGGAGGAGGAAGAAGAGGAGGAGGAGGUGGGGGGGAGGCACAGAGGGGGUGAACUAUGGAUAUUCUCUGCCCCCUGCUCCAAUUUCUGCUCGCUGUUUGGUGGACUGGUGUAGGAGCCCUGAUCAACUUGAAGUAUUCGGUGGAAGAAGAGCAAAGGGCUGGCACGGUGAUUGCGAAUAUUGCCAAAGAUGCCCGAGACGCAGGCUUUGUGUUGGAUCCUCGGCAGCCCACUGCUUUCCGAGUGGUGUCCAACUCGGCGCCGCACCUGGUGGACAUCAACCCUGGGUCAGGGUUAUUAGUGACCAAGCAGAAGAUUGACCGGGACUUACUUUGCAGACAAAGCCCCAAGUGUGUGAUCUCUUUAGAGGUCAUGUCCAGCUCCAUGGAGAUCUGUGUGAUCAAGCUGGAGAUUAAAGACCUCAAUGAUAAUGCUCCCAGUUUUCCCACGGAUCAAAUUGCGCUGGAGAUCUCUGAGACAGCCAGCCCAGGGACCAGGGUACCACUCGAAAGCGCUUACGAUCCAGACUCGGGCAGCUUUGGAGUGCAGAGCUAUGAGAUCACUCCCAACGAUCUCUUUGGCUUGGAAACCAAGACCCGAGGGGAUGGUUCUCGUUUUGCCGAACUGGUGGUGGAGAAGAGCCUGGAUCGGGAGACCCAAUCUCAUUACAGUUACAUGAUCACAGCUUUGGAUGGGGGGGACCCGCCCAACUUUGGAACGGUGGAGUUAACCAUCAGAGUCAUUGACUCCAAUGACAAUAACCCUCUCUUUGAAGAGCCCUCUUACACCGUUAGCGUGCUGGAGAACGUUCCUCCAGGCACACCGGUGAUCCGCCUCAAUGCCACAGACCCCGAUGAGGGCACCAACGGGCAGGUGUUAUAUUCCAUCCACAGCUAUGUCUCUGAGAAGGCCAGGGACCUCUUCCAGAUCAACCCUCAGACCGGCUUGAUCACAGUCACUGGGGCGAUUGACUAUGAAGAAGGUCAUGCCUACGAACUGGACGUACAGGCUAAAGAUCUGGGUCCCAACUCCAUCCCAGCCCAUUGCAAAGUGACUGUCACUAUACAGGAUGCCAAUGACAACCCGCCCCUCAUUAACUUGCUCUCUGUCAAUAGCGAGCUGGUGGAAGUCAGCGAGAACGCACCUCCGGGCUACGUCAUCGCCUUGGUGAGAGUUUCUGACAGAGAUGCUGGUGCCAAUGGCCGAGUGCAAUGUAAACUGUUGGGCAACGUGCCCUUUCGCUUGCAGGAGUACGAGAGUUUCUCCACGAUUCUAGUAGACGGACGUUUAGACAGGGAGCAGAGGGACCAGUAUAAUCUAACCAUCCAAGCGAAAGACAAUGGGAUCCCUUCUUUGCAGGCCACAAAGUCCUUUACCGUCAAGAUCACAGAUGAGAACGAUAACCACCCUCACUUCUCCAAACCUUAUUACCAGGUCAUUGUGCAGGAGAACAAUACCCCCGGGGCCUACCUCCUUUCCGUUUCUGCCAGGGAUCCUGACCUGGGUCUAAAUGGCAGUGUCUCCUAUCAGAUUGUCCCAUCCCAAGUCAGGGAUAUGCCUGUUUUCACCUAUGUCUCCAUCAACCCCAACUCGGGAGACAUCUACGCCUUGAGAUCGUUCAACCACGAGCAGACCAAGUCUUUUGAGUUCAAGGUCUUGGCCAAAGAUGGAGGCAACCCUUCCUUGCAAAGCAACGCCACCAUCCGAGUUAUUGUCCUGGACGUCAACGACAACACCCCCGUGAUAACAGCCCCUCCUUUAGUCAAUGGGACCGCGGAGGUCUACAUUCCCAGGAACGCUGGUGUUGGCUAUUUGGUGACCGUGGUCAAGGCAGAUGACUACGACGAAGGGGAGAAUGGGAGACUGUCCUACGAGAUGGCUGAAGGGGAUCGAGGGUUUUUUGAGAUCGACCAGGUCAAUGGUGAGAUAAGGACCACCAGAGCCUUCGGGGAAAAUUCCAAGACUACUUAUGAGUUGAUUGUUGUGGCCCACGACCACGGGAAAACAUCGCUUUCAGCAUCGGCCUUGAUUUUGAUAUAUCUUUCUCCAGCCCUGGAUGCCCAAGAAUCCAUAGGAUCUGUAAAUUUGUCCCUGAUUUUUAUUAUUGCCCUGGGUUCCAUUGCUGCCAUUCUGUUUGUCACCAUGAUCUUUGUCGCCGUCAAAUGCAAACGGGAUAACAAAGAAAUCAGGACUUACAACUGCAGAAUUGCAGAGUACUCCUACGGGCACCAAAAGAAAUCUUCCAAGAAGAAAAAAAUCAGCAAGAACGACAUCCGCCUAGUGCCCCGGGAUGUAGAGGAGACUGAUAAAAUGAACGUUGUCAGCUGUUCCUCCUUGACGUCAUCCCUCAACUACUUUGACUAUCACCAACAGACUCUGCCACUGGGUUGUCGCCGAUCGGAAAGCACCUUUCUCAACGUGGAGAACCAAAACAACCGGAACGCUGGCUCCAACCACAACUACCACCACACCUUCACGGGUCAGGGACCCCAGCAACCGGAUCUCAUUAUCAACGGGAUGCCUCUCCCAGAGACCGAAAACUACUCGUUUGAUUCCAACUAUGUGAACAGCCGAGCUCAUUUAAUAAAAAGCAGCUCGACAUUCAAAGAUUUGGAGGGGAACAGCUUGAAGGACAGCGGACACGAAGAGAGUGACCAGACGGACAGUGAACAUGAUGCUCAGCGGGGCCUCUACUGUGACACAGCUGUUAAUGAUGUUUUGAAUACCAGUGUCACUUCCAUGGGGUCUCAGGUGCCCGAACAAGAUCAGAGUGAAGGAUUCCACUGUCGAGAAGAGUGUCGGAUCCUUGGCCAUUCUGACCGAUGCUGGAUGCCCCGGAAUCCUGCCCCCGCCCGAGGCAAAUCUCCUGAACAUGGAAGGAACGUCAUGUCCCUCUCUAUAGGAGCUUCCACUGUGGAUACGGAGCUCUACGAAGACUCUACUGCCAAGAGAACUUUUGCAACAUUUGGCAAAGACAGAAGUGACCCUGUUUCUGAGGAGCGGGGCCCGAUCAAUGUCAAAGGGAAAAGGACAUUGGAUCCCCCCAUCUGUAGCCCGAAGGUGAACGGGGCCAUCCGGGAGGCUGGGAAUGGUUGCGAAGCUAUCAGUCCCAUCACCUCUCCCGUCCAUUUGAAGAGUCCCUCGUCUAGCAAACCGUCGGUGUCCUACAGCCUAUUUCACUGCCCGUCCGGGCGCGACUUAGAGCCGUUUGUGACCAACGGUCCCUCCAGACCUAUGGAAGCGGAGCCCAGGGGCGCAGACAGUGAGAACACAAUGCAUGAAAUUAACCCUCUCCUACAAGAAUGUAGGGAGAAAGACUCGCCCGGCGUGAAGAGGCUAAAGGAUAUUGUACUCUAAAGCGGAUGGAAGGAAAAAACAACAACAACAACAACGCCGCCACCAAACACGUCUCACCGUUUUUAAGAGCUUACUGACAGUUCACCGGGCAAAGUUGCUGUAU
This is a messenger RNA of Ahaetulla prasina, 5536 nucleotides long. RefSeq names its product protocadherin 19 (gene PCDH19). Bases 2134 to 5433 code for a protein of 1099 amino acids. Gene Ontology annotation, cellular component: plasma membrane. Lineage: Eukaryota; Metazoa; Chordata; Lepidosauria; Squamata; Colubridae. Gene Ontology annotation, molecular function: calcium ion binding. Gene Ontology annotation, biological process: homophilic cell-cell adhesion. The transcript is spliced from 5 exons. The record is from RefSeq and is a predicted model, not a curated record.